This is a messenger RNA of Brassica rapa (field mustard), 2179 nucleotides long. Its product is annotated as proteinaceous RNase P 2. The record is from RefSeq and is a predicted model, not a curated record. Gene Ontology annotation, biological process: tRNA 5'-leader removal. NCBI's taxonomy places the organism in Eukaryota, Viridiplantae, Streptophyta, Magnoliopsida, Brassicales, Brassicaceae. Gene Ontology annotation, molecular function: ribonuclease P activity; protein binding.
UAAUUAGUUUUAAUUAAUAAAAAAACCACAAAUCUGCAGACCGGGUCGCCUUAAUGAUCCACCCGUUAUGUAUCCAGUGACCAGAUAGGCGAUCCGGUUACCUUUAAAUUCUUUUUUUUGUUCAGCGAGUCGCCGCCGUAGUCUCGAGUCGAAUUCGUGGUCUCUCUCUUCUCCGCCCGUCGACGUUGUUCCACCGUCUAAUCACCUAACCCCGCCGGCUCUUCUUCGAGUGUAUCGUCUACUUCAAACACGCUCUCUUAAUGCUGGUCAGGAGGGUUUAGGGUGCAAAUCUUGUGCUACUAUUUGAUGGCUGCUAAUGGUCAACGCCGCUCUCGCCAGGACGACGAAAGCCCUUCAAACCCCAACAAGAAGAGGAAGGCAAACAAGAACCCGGAAAAGAAUCUCCUCUUCAAUCUCAACUCAUGCUCCAAGUCUAAGGAUCUCUCAGCUGCAUUAGCUCUUUAUGAUGCAGCCGUGGCUUCCAACGAAGUCCGACUAAACCAGCAACAUUUUCAGACCCUUCUUUACCUAUGCUCGGCUUCCAUUAGCGACCCUUGUCUUCAAACCCUUGCUGUUGAACGUGGCUACCAGAUUUUUGACCGUAUGGUCACUUCCGGGUUAACUCUUAAUGAGGCAACCGUCACUUCAGUCGCUCGUCUGGCUUCUGCUAAGGGUGAUGGAGAUUACGCUUUCGAGAUUGUUAAGGACUUUGCUUCUGUUGGCGGCACAUCGAUUCCCCGUCUCAGAACCUAUGCGCCUGCUUUGCUCUGUUUCUGCGAGAGGUUGGAGGCUGAGAAGGGUUAUGAGGUGGAAGAGCACAUGGAAGCUGCAGGCAUUGCACUAGAGGAGGCUGAGAUCUCGGCUUUGUUGAAGGCAAGCGCUGCCACGAGCCGAGAAAACAAGGUUUAUAGAUAUUUACAUAAACUUAGGGAAUCUGUUGGAUGCGUUUGUGAAGAGACAUCGAAAGUUAUAGAGGACUGGUUCUGUGGAGAGAAAGCUGGAGAGGUUAGUAGUGAUGGGAUUGGCUCUGAUGUUGAGAUGCUUAGGGAAGCUGUUUUGAGGAAUGGAGGUGGGUGGCAUGGGCGUGGAUGGGUUGGGGAAGGUAAAUGGAUUGUGAAGAAAGAUAAUGUUAGCUCGACCGGAAGAUGUUUGAGCUGCAAUGAGCAGCUGGCUUGUGUUGAUACCAAUGAGGUAGAAACACAGAAGUUUGUGGAUUCUUUGGUGGCUUUGGCUAUGGAGAGGAAGGCAAAGAUGAUUUCUUCCGAGACAAAGGUGGACUUCAGCGAGUUUCAGGACUGGCUUGAGAAACAUGGAGAUUACGAGGCUAUAGUAGAUGGAGCAAAUAUUGGUCUCUAUCAACAAAAUUUUGCAGACGGCGGUUUCAGUCUUUCACAGCUUGAAGGUGUGGUAAACGAACUAUAUCAUAAAAGUGGUGAUAAAAAAUGGCCCCUGAUUCUCUUGCAUAAGAAACGGGUCAGGACGCUUUUAGAGAACCCAACUCACAGGAAUCUGGUUGAUGAAUGGAUUAACAACGGCGUCCUGUAUGCGACUCCACCAGGUUUCAACGAUGAUUGGUAUUGGCUCUAUGCAGCUGCUAAACUCAAGUGUUUGCUUGUGACAAAUGAUGAGAUGAGAGAUCACAUUUUUGAACUCUUAAGCAACAGUUUUUUCCAAAAGUGGAAAGAAAGGCAUCAGGUUCGGUAUACAUUUACGAAAGGUAAUCUGAAGCUUGAAAUGCCGCCUCCUUUUUCUGUUGUCAUUCAGGAGUCAGAGAAAGGGUCAUGGCAUGUUCCUGUUGCAAGCCAAAACAAUGAGUCUUCAAGAACUUGGAUGUGUAUUAGCAGAAGAAGUGUUUUGGAUUCACUUAUGAUUAAUGGAAAGCUGGAAACUUCUGAAAAUGGGGACAGUUCUUAGUAUAUUUAACAACAACAGCUUCUUGAGUUCAUGUGAUGCUGCAGGUAAUGAUGAGAAUUGAGAUUGUGGAAUCUGGCAAUGGAGAGCCAUUGUUAGCAGUAUCUUGCUAAUUGAAGAUCCAUUGUUCUUUGUUGAGACUGUUAUUUUAUUUUUUUAUUUUCCGGGAAGAAUAUUACAUACAAAAAAAAACAUUAUAUCUUUGAGAGAGGAUUGAACUUUUUGCCCAUUAGAAGGAAAAUAAAAUUACAUUUUUGUUGUUUCAAAA